AAAGUACUGGCCUAACAAAAAGAGUGAGAAUUAAAGAAAUGUGUGCGAGCCAAAACAUAAACAAAACUGAUUUCCUGGAGAUAACAGGCAAAGGCAAAGGCAAAUAGUACUACAAGACUAAGUAUAUAUUGUGAUAUUGAGGUGGAAUGGUACAGAAGUGUCAAGGAUGCAUUUGUACGAAUUACCAGCCGACAUUGUACAUCAAAUUCUUAUACAAGAAUGUAUAAAUAUCGAAUCAAUCCUUAAUUUAUCAUCUACUAAUAAAUGUCUUCGUCAUAUAAUAUUAGGGGAUGAUCGAUUAUGGAAAAAGAUAUAUUUUGAUAAUUGGGGGGAUAUAUAUCAAGAUUAUGAAAUAGAUACUAAUACGGGAAUACCUAGUGCGAAACAAUAUUAUGAAUUAUCACUCGGUUUGCAUAGAGCAUCGCAAGCUUUACAUCAUGAUUUAUCAUUAUAUGAAGUUAGAGGUGCUAGAAAUAUUGGUUAUUAUCUUAAUGAAUAUAGUUAUGAUGAUCAUUUUAUUGGUAUAAUACUUCGCAUAUAUAGACAAAAGUAUAAAUUAUUAUUAAGUGAUCUUCGAAGGUUUCAAGAUGUUGAUUUAACUCAAGUAUCUUUAUUGGCAAAUCUUGUUAAUUGUCAUAAUUUUAGAAUUGGAUUAUCAAAUUUAAGUAAUAAUCAUGAUCUGUUAUUGGAAGGUUCAUGGUUUAGAAGUAGUAUAAUGAAUAAUGGAUCUCAAGAUCUUAUUCAUAAUCGUAGAACAAAAUUGGAUAUGGUUAGAAGAAGAUUAUAUACUAAUAUUUAUAACAAAGAAUUACAAUUACAAAAUUCAGAUAAAAUACUAUUGGUCAACAAUAUUUUAAAAUUUAAUGAUGAAUUAACUUAUAUAAAAUUUGUCAUAAAAGUUAUAUCAACUGCAUAUUCAUGUUUUUCAAUUAAUCUGCUUGUGGAUGUAGCAGUAAUGGAUGAAUCAUACUAUGAUGAAUAUUAUAUAGAAGAUUUUGAUAUUUUAAGAGUAUACAGUGAUUUAGCAAAGGGUCAUCCAUUGGUAAUAUUAUCAAUUCUUCAAAAGAUUCUUUUAGAAUUCUUUGCUCAAUUUGAUAGUAUCAUGGUUGAUAAUCAACCGAUAAUUUUCAAAGCUGAAAUCACCAAAUUAUUUCUAAAGAUUAAUUUCAAUACUUAUGUGUUUGCAAGUAUAAAUAGAGGAUCUACUAGACCAUUCACUUUACAAGCAUUUACAAAUAAUGAAAUUGCUACUUAUAUUAGAAAUUUAAACUUACGUCCUAAUAAUAUGCGAGAAUAUUUGCUGCCUAUUGAAAAGUCGAGAUAUAAUGAUGUUGUUAUCAAUAUUGGAGCUUUAGGUUCAUUGCUUUCAUUAAAUACUUGUGUAUUCUUUGAAAGAAGAACUACAUUGUUUUUAAACUCCAAUGAGAUUAAAUUCAAAGAAUUCAUGUGUAAAUUUAUGCUUUAUGAGAGUAUUGGAGGAUAUUCAGAUUUCUUAUUUUGUUCACUGUUUGAAAAACAUCUAAUGAAUUUAAAUAAUUUUAUUCAUUUUGGUACUAUUUAUCAAUUAAUAAAACAGAAAAGAAAUGGAGCAAUUAUUAUGUUAUCAAAUUAUUUUAGACUUAAAAGUGAUAUUGAGCCAGGACAAUUCUUUAUUCGUAAUGUUGAUUUACUUGAUAUUAAUUCGGCUAUAUCAUUUUAUAAAGUUGUUCAAAGUAGGGUAUCAUCAUCGAAGGCAGGAAUGUCUAGAAUAAGUUUUCGAGGUCAUCUAAUUAAACAUUCUAGAUUUAGUACUACUGGUGUUAUUUUAGGGUGUACAGAUAAUACUAAUUCUCAAGAGCCAAGUAAUACCUACUAUUAUGUAUAUACUCGGGCCAGAUCAGUUGAAGUAUAUGAUUCCAAUUCAUGUGUUUGGAUUUAUGAUCCGGUAAGAGAUAGAGAAUUAGUAGCAAACUUUGUUGAGAAAGGUGGGAUUGAAAUAAUUGGGCUUUUGUAUUUUACAAAGUUAAGAUAUAUGGAUGGUACUCCAUUUUUUAUUGAGGAUGUUGGGGUAAGCAUGGGUUAGUUUCAGGAUUGCUUUUUAUUACUUAUUUAUAUAGUCAUAUACUAUACGUAGGCAUACGUACGUUUAAUUCUAUUAAUUCUAUUAAUUCUAUUAAUUCUAUUACUUCUAAUUUAGCUUAUAUAUGUAGGGCAU
This is a messenger RNA of Scheffersomyces amazonensis, 2194 nucleotides long. RefSeq lists its product as uncharacterized. The transcript has a single exon. The record is from RefSeq and is a predicted model, not a curated record. Gene Ontology annotation, molecular function: protein binding. NCBI's taxonomy places the organism in Eukaryota, Fungi, Ascomycota, Pichiomycetes, Serinales, Debaryomycetaceae. Bases 167 to 2062 code for a protein of 631 amino acids.